AGCGUGGAAAGAUGGCGGCGCCCCUGUGAACAUGCCGAAAAGAGAAGUUGAGCAGUGACCGAGGGACGUUCAGGAUGGAGGGUCCGGCAGCAUCUCAGGAGUUGGGAGAAACCAUAAUUACAGAAGGGAAAGCCAGCGUCAUCUACCCCAGUGCCAACCAAGUGUUCUACAAUCCUGUCCAGGAGUUCAACAGAGAUCUGACAUGCGCUGUGCUCACGGAAUUUACUCGCAUGCGUCUUGCAGAAAAAGAAAUUGACAUCGUGGUGCCGGGCGAGAGGGAGAGCAAGAAGGUGGUUGUGAAUCUUUCGGAUAAUGGAGACGAUGAAAUAAAACCUCCUCCAGGUGAUGACGCCCCUUCCAGCCGCCGCACUGUCACUGUUGGGGAAUCUUGUCCUGAAGGACUCCGUGUGCUGGAGGGAUUGGCAGCCUCAGGUUUGCGUUCCAUCCGCUUUGCCAAGGAAGUCCCCGGCCUCCACAGCAUCAUUGCCAAUGACUUCUCAUUAAGCGCUGUAGAGCUGAUCAAACGGAAUAUAAAGUACAACAACGUGGAGAGCCUGGUGACGGGCAGCUACAGUGAUGCCAGGAUGUUGAUGUACAAUAGGAUGGGGAUACGAGAUCGCUUUGAUGUCAUAGAUCUGGAUCCCUAUGGAAGCCCGGCCAUGUUUCUGGAUGCAGCAGUGCAGAGUGUCAGCGAUGGAGGGUUAUUGUGCGUCACCUGCACUGAUAUGGCCGUAAUGGCAGGCAAUAACGGAGAGACUUGUUACGGGAAAUACGGAGCCAUGUCUCUGAAGUCCAGGUUCUGUCAUGAAAUGGCUCUGCGGAUUCUGUUACACAGUUUGGAUAUGCGCUCCAACUGUUACCAACGUUACAUCGUUCCCCUGCUCAGCAUCUCCGCUGAUUUCUACAUCCGUGUGUUUGUGCGCGUCUUCUCAAGUCAGGCCAAGGUAAAGAUGUCCGCCAGUAAACAAGCCUUGGUGUACAACUGUGUGGGAUGUGGAACGUUCCAUCUGCAGCGUAUGGGUAGAGCCAUUGCCCAUGGAAACAACAUGAAGUACUCAGCUGGCUGUGGUCCUCCAGUGGGAAUGAACUGUGAGUUUUGCCAGCAGCGACAUCAGGUUGGGGGACCCGUCUGGGCUGAGGCACUCCAUGACAAGGAGUUUGUGCAAAGAGUUCUGUCCGCUUCAGAGCGCAACCCGAAGAGGUUCAAGACAUCCGACAGAAUAGAGGGAAUGCUCAGUGUGGUCUCUGAGGAGUUGGAUAUCCCAUUAUAUUACACACUGGACAAUCUGAGCAGCACAAUCCGCUGCAGCACCCCCGGACUGCUCCAGUUCAGGUCUGCCCUGCUGCAUGCUGGGUACAAGGUCUCCCUGUCACAUGCUUGUCAGAACGCCAUCAAAACCGAUGCACCCCCCUCUAUCAUCUGGGAUAUUGUGAGGUGCUGGGAGAAGCAGAAUCCGGUGAAGAGGGAAAGGUUGUCUGAGACGAGUCCAGCACAUCACAUCCUCAGUACGGAGCCCAGGAUCCAGGCCAACUUCGAGGUCCGGCAAGAUGCCAAUCCAAAGUCUCGAAAACUGGGUUUAAAGAGGUUCCAGGAGAACCCCGAGGCUAAUUGGGGCCCGAAAGCGCGAGCUAAAGCCGGUGGCGGCAUUUCCAUCAGUCUGGAAGAGAGGAGGAAGCAACACCAAAACAAGAGGAAAUCCUCUCCAGAAGAAGUCAACUUCAAACAGUUUCCUUGCAAGAAGUUCAGACAGGGCUCCUGUGACCUUGGAGAUGGCUGCCGUUACAAUCACACACCCCCAGACUCUGAAAUGAAGUCUGAAGAUGAACCUGUAGCAGCAGAUGACAGAACGGCGCCCAGCUAA
This is a messenger RNA of Nanorana parkeri, 1862 nucleotides long. It is a transcript of the gene TRMT1, whose product is annotated as tRNA methyltransferase 1. NCBI's taxonomy places the organism in Eukaryota, Metazoa, Chordata, Amphibia, Anura, Dicroglossidae. Gene Ontology annotation, cellular component: nucleus. Gene Ontology annotation, molecular function: metal ion binding; RNA binding. Gene Ontology annotation, biological process: tRNA N2-guanine methylation. The record is from RefSeq and is a predicted model, not a curated record. Bases 75 to 1862 code for a protein of 595 amino acids. The transcript has 17 exons.